GAGUGGGCUGUGUUGCUCCCUUUUCCAUGCCAUGUUCGGCGACCUCGGUGGCCGCCCUCAAGGAGCAACUCGCUCCGCAGCAAGAGGCCAUCCUCCUGGGCAUUUUGCCACAGGGCCUAUGCCGUGCUGUGCUUUGCGAUGAGGACUUGCAGGCGGUUCUGGCAGCAGGGGAGCCGCGCCUCGAGGUGCGGCCAGUGAGCCCCUCGCCCUCGCCGCGCACACCCCGGUACGCGCCGCCGCGCGAGCGCCGCGAGCGUGGGCCAGCGCGCGGCGUGCUGCGGCGCCCCGUCCCGUGGGUGAGCUCCAAGCCUUGUGAGCUUCAGCAAGACGAGCUGGAAAGCGCGGGGGUCGUGUGGCAUCCGGGCAGCACCCAGCUCAUGGAGGCCCUGGGCCUCCAUUCGGAGUACCGCCGCCUGCGGAGCCGCCUGCGCCGGCAGAGCGACUUCGUGGUGGACACCCUGCGGGAGCACCGCGAGGUGGUGAACUCCGGGACCUACAGGAAGGAUGGAAGUGGAAUGAAGGUGCACAGCCGAGACUUGGUGAAGCUGCAGCUGGCGGCGGAAAUGUUCAAGCAGCUGGAGGACACCACGGAGGAAAGUUUGCUCCAGAACCCCGUGGAAGCCGUGUGGCAGAUACAGCAUGCUCGGCAUCGGCUAUCCCAGGACGGUCGCAAAGUGCCACGCAGGAGAUACUGGGAGAGCCCCUGGCGACCCCUGGGGCCCAUCGCAGAGGUGGCCUUCCGCAUUUUUCCAUCGGGCGAUGGUGAUGCAGCAGAGGGCAACGCGGUCAUCUUCUUUUGGAUGGAGCAACCUCCUGUGCUCAGCUUUUCCUUCCGGGUGGAGGUUGGCGCAGAGCGCGCGGUGAAUGCAGCGUGGUCAUCAGAGGUGUCCUGGGCUCGAGUGGAGUUUCCCUGGGCCUUGCUGGCGCCCGAAUUGAGUGAGGAGGCGCUGUCCGUUCGCCUGGUGCUCGUGCAAUGGCAUGCAAAGGCAACCGCCUGAGGCAUGGGAGCUCACACAAGUCUGAGCGAGCGGGCGCGAAGCGAAGUCUCACCUUGGGUCCGAUCAAUUGGAAACCAGGGACCCUCCGUCAAGCGGGAACCUCCUUGCCAUCUGAGAUCGAGCGCAACU
Molecule: messenger RNA, 1127 nt
Organism: Effrenium voratum
Lineage: Eukaryota; Dinophyceae; Suessiales; Symbiodiniaceae
Source: the annotation of a GenBank genome assembly